Molecule: messenger RNA, 9375 nt
Organism: Ctenopharyngodon idella (grass carp)
Lineage: Eukaryota; Metazoa; Chordata; Actinopteri; Cypriniformes; Xenocyprididae
Exons: 5
Coding region: 5775-6272 (165 amino acids)
Source: RefSeq, a predicted model, not a curated record
UCAAUAUGGGGUACUGUGUGUACAUUAAUGAGGGGAAAAAAAUGAACUUAAAUGAUUUUAGCAAAUAGCUGCAAUAUAACAAAGAGUGAAAAAUUUAAGGGGGUCUGAAUACUUUCCGUACCCACUGUAUCUCCUUGCACUGUACAAAAUCUCAACUCAUUAUCUCAUAUUAUAUUAACAGCAUUGUUUCUGUGAAGGUGGAGAAAUAGUUGGUCUGUGAAUCAUAUUGUUUUAGAAGCAAGUACAGUCCUGUCUGAUAAGUCAUCCAGGUAUCUAUGUGAAAGCAGACAGUUUUUAAUUAGGCAGCUUUUUUUUUCCCGCUUGUGAGGCUCACAUUUGCAUUCACAUGAAACACUUCUCAGAUGCUACUGUUUGUGCUCUGUUUUACUUACAUAUAACUUCAUUUUAAGCUUAUUAAUUUAUACCUCAUUAAAACCUCACAAUUCAUCCUUAUGUUUUUAAAAUGACUGUUGCCACUGGCUUACAGCUUCCAGAAAUGUUUGAAACCAAGGUAUAAAACAAGUUUUGGCAUCCUAUAAACUCAUGUCUUUUUGUUCUCAUAACACCAUUGUUUACUUCCAACUAUUAAGGAAUGGGAGAAGAAGGAAAACAUAUCCAGCCCUGUUUCAAUUACCUGCCAUUUUAAAAGAAUGGCAGUUCCAUUUAGAAAUAAAAUAUAUAGUUUUGAUCAUGACCCAGAAAAUUACACAAUUAAAGACCACUGUUAAGAAUGAAGCACUUUUCAAGGACUUUCAAGUAGCUUACUUCGUAUUUCACACAACCUUUUCUAGCAUUUUAACGCUCAAAAUUUUGAAUAUUAUACAAUUUAAAUGUUAUUUUUAAUGUGAUGACUAAAAACUUUUUUGUUCAUCUUUCAAAGAUUGUCCCCGUUUGUAAAUCUAAAAGUUUUACAAUGUAGUAAAAGUAACAUUGGGAGAAAAACAAACACUUAUUUUAAAAUUUAAAAAAUGAAAUUAUCACCAUAACCAGUAGAUGGCGGCAGAGGAGCAAUUAUUGGCUCAUUAGCCAUUACCACUUUUGCACACGUUUUGCUUUUGAAUUUAGUUUUAGAGAUGAUCAAAUCCCUAUUAUAACUAUAAUUUUUGUCUAUUUUUUUCACUUUGAAGUGUGAAGUAGGCUAUAUAUUUGUAGGAAAGGUCACAAAUUCUCAUGAAAAAUUAAAACUUUUAUUAAAAUUGCGAAUGAAAUUACACAGACAGCGAGUGAAGAGGCUUUAAAAUCACCUGAAGCUGUCAUUUGUGACGAUGCUGCAAAUGUGUCUAUUUACAACGUGCUUUUGCAGCAUUGAGUAUUGUAGCCAAUCACAGCCAUUUGUUGAAAAUAAUGACCAAUCAGAGGUGUUUAGGUUAAUGUAGUGAGAAUCCACUCAGUUUCUCUCAAAACGCUGUAUGAGUUAUGCUUAGUGCAAGUUUAGUAAAUUUUACACGCACAAAUCCUCUAAUUAGCUAUAACAAACAAAGCGGAGACACGAUUUAAAUAAAAGUUUUGUGAAGUUUAUUUAGACUAGUGAUGUUCGAUUCUUGAACGAAUCGUCCUUUUGAGCCGGUUCACUAAUCGAACUGAAUCGAACUUUAGUUCCGGGUUGAUGACGCAAGACGCACAGCCGAAGUAGCACGUCUUACUCAAAAAGUUUGCCGAGGAUUAGCGAGGAGUCUGAUGAGUGACUUGACGAUACAAUGCAAGCCUGAGGCACGUACUGGAAAUAUGCUUAUUAUGACUACUGUUAUUAAAUACCAUUUUAUUAAAAACCUGCAAAAACCUUUCUGUCUAGAGAUGUAAAUACAUUUUUACAAUGGUUUAUUGUACAUGCAUAUAUUUUAAGCUGUUAAGCAAAAUAAAUGAGUUUAUAACACUGGUUUAUUCUUUUAAUAGGCCUAUACUUUAGACAUGUAGAACAUUGUGCAUCAAAUGUGUGCUGUAGUUGCGAAUCUUAUCCGAGAUAUAGGCUAGCCUACUCAAUAUUGGUCAGUCAUAUCCGAUAUAAAGGAUCCACGAAUGAAACUGUGACCACAAACUCCAUUAAGUGCAUGAAAGGCAAUAAUGAGCAAUAUACGUUCAAAUAACUUUUUAUUUGAAUGUUUCAAUAUGCGUUGACACAAAUGACUUUAUUUGAAUGUUUCAUUGAUAUAACAUGGCAGUGAGUUGUUAGAAAAGAAAUGCAUAGUGACAUCAUUGCAUAAGGUGACCAGAUUUCUGAAAUGGAAACCGGGGACCGUUUAUUAAAAAAUGAGGACAAUACAUUUUUGGACGUUUUUGUUUUUAAUUCAUGUGGGUUCCUUAUAUUAUUACAUUAAUAAUUAUUGUUAUUUAGUUUGAUUAUUAGGAUUUUUGUUCUGGUUUUAAUACUAUUCACCAAAAAACUAUUACGCGAUUAAUAAAAGCAUUGUAAAAGCAGUUCAAAACAAUAUGCCUGUUAUGACAGAAGUAUGACUUUACAAAAGGACAUUAGAUUACAAAAAUAAAACAACAUAAAUAUAAGAUAAGAUAAAUAAAACGGCAUUUAAAUCUACUUUUUGAAAAGGUUCAUUGAGCCGAACUGUCCGAAAAGAACCGGUUCGCGGAAAUGAAUCGGACUUUGCAUCUCUAAUUCAGACUUGUUGAUUAAAACUGGAGUUUUCGCACUCUGAGUUUGCGGGGUAGCCUACUGACUGAUAGGGUGCUUCUCAAUAUAUCCACAUUUCCUCGCUCUUCCGUCCUCCAUCCUAUGACCUGGAAACCGAUCGAACUCAGCCGCAAGGAGGCGAGGAACGAGGAGCGAGGCUGCAGACUUAAGGGGCGAGUGGAUACACAGGUGUAUCCUUUGCGGAAGUCUUUCUCGUCGAAAAACCUGACGCACGUAUAAAUUCUCCUCCCCCUUCAUAUCUGUCACAAUAAUUUAAAUGUAUGCUUUACUUUUACAGUUUAAAUAAACUUUACAUCUCAUAUAUUUCAACGGGGCAUCUUGCUUGAUUAAUAUUUAUUAUAAUUUUUUUUUUUUUUUUUUUUUAAAUAACCAAACUUUAAGAACAUAUGGGUAGAUCCCUCGAGUGCAGUUAAUUACGCUUUGAAGUGACGCUAAAGGCAGAGAGUGAGGAUAUAUCAUUUCACUUGAUUCAAUUCCUCCGUUCUCGAGUCUUUUCCUUGCGUCCUUCACUUGCAUCCUGAAGGGGUUGAGCUCAGACGCGAGGAAAGGAAACGAGGAAUCGGGCUGUGUCCGAAAUCGCCCCCUAUACCCUUAAAUAGGGCACUAUUUGAGGGGACAUCCAUUUGUAGUGGUGUCCAAAACCAUAGUGGACGAUGUUGAGUGCACUCAUUCAAUCCCACAAUGCACCGCAAUAACGAGUGUACAACCGAUGCACGCUCAACGGCUAGAGAAUACCCAUAAUGCACUGUGAGAGUCGCGCGCUGAAUGAAUUCCCGCGUCUCGCCAGGAGAUGGUGCCCGCAGCUGAAUCAAUCAUCCAUUCAUUUUUCAAACCGCGCUGGUCCAGCAUUAUCAUACAGGUAUAAAUUCCUUUUUAAUUAAUCAUUAAAUCGUUUAAAAGGUUUGAAGAUGCUAGUUCAACAUAAAUAUUCAUUACAACUGGAGCUGCCAGUUUGCUACAUUUCAAAGGAUUAUUAAACAGUAGCACAAACUAUGCGAAAUCGGCAGCCCUUCCGGUGCACUCAGUGUCCGAAUUCACUCACUCGUUUCAUUCACUCCUUCAAGUGGACUAUAUUAGUGGACUAAUGUAGGGAAUAGUGAAUGAGGGUAUAGGGGGCGAUUUCGAACACAGCAUCGGUCUUUGUCAGGUGACGUCACACUCGUGAAAACCUAAGUGCAUUAUGGGUGUCGCCGCCAUUUGUAAGGUAUCCAAACAAUCUCUGUAUCAGUGCAGUUGUUGUUUUUUUUUCUUUGGCUUCUUUUCAUUGUAAAAAUGGCACACUUUUGUUGUGUGAAAAGCUGCAAUAAUAUGUCCCACGAUAGAAAAUGUCAAAAACUUUACUACGAGACAAGAUUUAGUCGGUUUCCUACUUGAAAAAAGGCUGUACGGAGAGUAUGUAAAGGCAAUAACAGAGGCGCCGGAUCGCAUGGGUUGCAGCGGUGAGACGCAAAACAUCACUUUCGUCAAGAUAUCUCCAUUCAUGUAUGCUUGCUCUCUACAUUUUCACAAAGCUAAGUUAGAGAUUUCUGUUUUCUAAAGUAGCAAACGUUAUAUCAACGCAUUGUUUUGGAUUGUAUGUGCUAUGAAACAACAAUCAAUUUAAACUGAAUCCCUUUACUUAAAUAUGUAUAUAUUUUUUUAAUUCUUAAUUUUGCUAAGGCUUUUUACAUUUUUAUUUUAUAUACUUAGGUACGACAUAUUUUUUGCUUAGUAUCCAUAUACUGAUUAUAAUUUUCUGACUACUUUUUACAGCUGUGGUUCUAUGUUAUGUUAUGUAGCUGAAAACCUUUUCAUUUCAUUGCAGGUCAACCUGCUUAAAGAUUAUGGAGACUGACCCCAUCUGGACACCAUCCCUCCCUACAUUAGGGCCACAUCAGCAUUAAACACACAGGGUGUAUCUCAGUCAGCUCCCUAGUUCAGUAGUUAAGGCACUGAUUAGGACUGUCUCAGUCGCAAAAUGUGUGUACACAAUAUACUUAUUCAAGAGCUCAGAGCUGAGUGAGAUACACACAGACACUAAGUAAGGAAAAACAAUACAGUCAGCUGACACUAUGGUCCAUCAGGCUGGAAAAAGUGAUCGGCUUCACACUGAAAAGAUGCAGGAAGAGACGGUGAUCUGCAUGUGCAGAAGUAAACUGACAGCUGCAGCAUGGACUUGAUAAGUACAGGAUGUCUGAUGUUUGUUUUGGAGAUGAUGAUGAUAAUGGUAAUGUACUAUAUGGGUCUGCCAAACCUGGGAACCUUUAUGGCGUUAUUACAUUUUUUUUUUGGUGCCUCUGAUUCCAGACGCAACGAACAUUCACAAUACAAAUUUCAAAUGCUUCUGUGAACCUUAAUGUACGUCAGAUUUGAUCUGCCCGCACAACACUUAUCUCUCAUGUUUCCUCAAAGACAGUAUACAGAACAUUCAAUGAAACUUUGCCAUAUCUAUAUACAAACCUGAAGCUUUCAGCUGUACGGGCAGACAGAGAUGAUUUGCACAGAAAUAUGUCUCCUUUGUUUGAAUACAGAGUAGCAGAGAUUGACUGUUUUGAGAUUUUCACAGAGAAACCAUCCAAUCUGACAGCGCAUGCUUGAGUCUUUUGUAGAAUUGUAGUGUAGAAAUGUGCUGAUGUAUUGCACCUAGAAUACUAUAUAUAAUUUUAUAAUAUAAUUUUGUGCUGAUGCUUUAUCCAGUCUUGCAUGAACAAUAAAGCAUGUAUAAUUACAUUUUUCAAAAUGUUGUUUAUUGUCUUCUUGUAAUCAACAUUUCAACAGCCAAAUGAAGUAUGCAAACCAAAUGUUGCACACACAGGGUGAUUUGUAGUUUUUUAUUGUGUUUCUCCAUUUUUGCGAGUUAUAUACUUGUUAUCUCUACUCUUAUAAUCUCUUUCAUUCUUACAGUCAGCAGGGAUACCACAAAUAUGGCGCCGCGGUGACGUCAUAAACAAAAUCACGUGUCUGACAGACCGAUUGAGAAUUGAGAAGCACCCUGCCAGGCUACCUUGGCGGCUUGGUCCCCGACCUCAUGUUUGUGGCUGGCUGAAAAUGAUCAUAGGCCUAAUUGGUGGGUAGGUAGCAUUAUUUAACACCUGUUAAAGACAACAACAGUCUGGUGCUAAGAAGCCAAAAAUGAAAAGAAAAAAGAAAAAUGAAUCCCGUGCAUCAAUUUCAGCAUCGUCUUGGUACUUAUGUUUUGACGCUUAUUAUUCUACCUCUUGCGUUUUCCUGUGAAAGAGGCCACAAUAAAACUCAAAUCAUCGAGGAUUACCGCAAUAUCAUCCAGAAACAGCUGAAAUACGUUGAGGCCAGAAUUGAACAACUAUAUUCAAACUGCACAAUAAGAAAUGUCAGCAAGUCAAAGGAGCCAAGAAAUGCCCAACAUAAUAUCCACAGAAAAAUAUGCAGGGUUAACGGAAAACUGAGGAGAUAUGGAAGCGAACCAGAUAAUGUAAAUGGACAACUGAAAGAUGUUUUAUAUAGACUUGUGGAAGAAAUACAUAUGUCCUUGAGAUGUUGGUGUCAACGAAAGAGAAAGAGGCAGAUGCGACAAAUACGAAAGUGGAAGCCUUGCAAAGUGAAAGACAUUCUUGUCAACUUACAGAGCUACUUUGAACAAUACAAUGCUUACCACUCACUCCGCACAUGAAUUUCCAGAGCGUGGGAAGACUUUAGAGAAGACUUCAGAGCAAACCGGUACAUAAUACUUGGCCUUGUAGCUCUAUUACACCAAUCAAAUGUACACGAUAUGAAGAAGUAACUGGACUCACCAUGUGCCAUUCAUACUAUUCAGCAUUUGACUGAAGAAAAAAUGCCUUCCAAUUCAUUUUAAUGGGGAAAAUAUACUAAGCAUAAACAUGGAAAAUACUACUAUGCAUGAAAAUGUUUUAGAACUUGGACAUUGCUUUUUCAAUGAUCAGGACUGGUAUAUUUGCCAUAGAUUGCUAAAUGUUUAAGGAUGGUGCUGCAAAUUAAACUUGCAGAGUUUAUUUGCACGUUGCUGUAACUAACACAAAUGUUGUUUCAGAGCAUAUGAUAUAUCAUUCUCUAAGCCUCAAUUUGCAAACUUUAUGGUCUUCACAUGCUUGGGGAAGUGACCCUAUUCAGCCCACCAAACUCCAAGUCUUAUAUGCUUUCUCACAGCUUUCCAAUAAAGUCAAAUAUUAAUCUCUUAUAGAAACACUUGUUUUCUCAUAAACUGACCAAAAUAAUUAUUUAGUUGAAAUCACCAAAACAUGUGGAGUGAGCUCAUAAGGUCUUGUACUUUGUGAGCUUAUAAGGAUUUACUUUAUGGUGCUUUUCCACUGCGUGGUAUGGCUUUGCAGGGUUUUCCACUGUGUGCAGUACCUAGUACCUGGUACUUUUUUAGACUUUGACAUUUGAUAUUCAACAGUGCUUUGAUCUGCCUGCAUUGACACUAUUCUUUAAGAGCUGCUGUGCAGCCAAAUAAUGUACCAGUUAUCAAUGUAAAGCUGCUUUGACACAAUCUACAUUGUAAAAAGCGCUAUAUAAAUAAAGGUGACUUGACUUGACUACCACCUCGGUUGAGGUUCCUAGCGAGCUGUACCGAUACUAAAAUGUGAUGUAUAAACACUGCAAAUCACUGAUUGGUCAGAGAAUCGUCACUACCAGCGUCAUUCGAUUUGCGACGCGAGACACCAAACCAGCUAGAUUUAAAUCGUCAGCAACAGCCACUGCAGUAUCAUUUGUUUGCAUGACUUUUUUUUUUUUUUUUUUUCUUGCUUUAAACGACCGUCAUACCCAACUUGAAAUAAGAAAUGGCUGUAUCGUGGUCAGUAGAGGAGGUGGCGGCGCAACUAUAAUGAUCAGUCUAUAAUUCCACCCACUUUGAAGCGAUAGCUUACUAAACCGCAGUGGAAAGCAAACCGAACCAAAGUAAAGCAAGCCAAGCCAUGCCGAGUCGUACCACGCAGUGGAAAAGCGCCUUUAGACAGUUUAUCUAUUUAAAAAAAAAAAAAAAAACUGCUUAUCAAACUAGACAAAUAUCUAGUUCAGUCAUGAACUCUAGAGAGCACAGGCUAACAGGUCCUUUACAUGCAAUCUGCAAGCAAUCACAUCAUUACCACAUGGCACAAGCUGAUUGGCCUCCGCUGAUCCUGCAGCCAGCAUAUUUUACAUGCGCACUGCAGCAUAUCCCACAUUCUCACAGCAGAAUGUCUGUAUCUGUUUGCAGCAGCAAAUACAUACUUAGUUUGCUGCAGCAGCGUAGCAGAUCUAGUCCGCCGUUAGCAUCCUUGUUAGCAUGGCCACCUCCCAUGCCGGUGAUGCUGGUUCGAAUCUUCCUCCAAGCGGUUCAGGUAGGACCAGUAACAUUGGUGCCGUGACCCGGAUGGGAGUGAGGUUUAAGAGAGAUGUAAAGAGCUGUGCAGGUAAAACCUCACUCCUCUGGCCUCGAGGCAUGCUAGAGGCCAUGGUCUUUAGCGUCCUUGUUCCAUGCUGAUGACUGGUUUGAAUCCUGCUUGGAGCAGGUGUGAGUAGGACCAGUUAUGUAUUGAUUUAUAAUUACAGACAAGACAUUAAACCUUGUUUUUGACUCAAGGAGCUUCUAAAAUAUCUUUGUUUAAUGUGGUUGUCAACAGUUUAUCUAUCUAUCUUUGUGAGCAACAUCGAGUUCCACAUAAGCUACAGAUCAAGUAAACCUAAUUUUCUUUCAUUGGAAUUUAAAAUUGCUUUUAAAUACCCAAGAAAUCGUUUCAGGUUGCCUUUUAUUUACUUAUGUCUUUAUUUAAACGUUUUUUAUAUUGGAAAAAAUAUAACAGUAGGUGGGCUUACAUGGUACGGUACAUAAUCUUUUUAGGGUCACUUCCCCUAUAUUAUAAACUACAUGUAGCUGUACAGUUCUCCCUGCUUUCAUAUUACACAAAUAUAUUUUUAUAUAUAUAACAGUACAGCACUGUUACGGAAAUUUUCAGAGCCUUUUAAGUUUUCUGAACUUGUCUUUAAAAAAAAUCAUAGCAUUAUUUUACAAUGUAUUACAAAUUUCCACUACUACAUUUUAAUACGUAUUCUAACUUCAUUGCAGUAGUGGCAAGCAAAUAUAUUGGGUUCAUAAACAGACACUGAAAUAUGAAAUGGGCUUUUGAGAAAAGCCCCAAAAUUAAGAGAAGUCUUUCAAUGGCAUUACAUUGUUGCAUGUAAAUAAUUAAAUGGGCAUUACAAAACACUGGAAAUAGAAACUAUGGGAGGCAAGACAGACAACUGUGCAGAAUGAAUGUGUUGAAUUGGCAGCCCUAUCUAAAUCAAUUAAACAAACAAGAAACAAUCUGAGCUUUGUUUACCACUUUAUUUAUGUAGGAUAACUUCAAUUCAGGAGCCAUUUUUACCAUUCAAUUCUUUAAUGGCAAAAUGUAUAUCAUAAUCCAUAUAGCAGGUAUAAAUAAGCCACGACAUGCUGUCAGAGCAGCAGUAGUAGAAGCAUAACAAGGUGCAGAUUGAUGCUCGAAAUGCUUAUGAGCUUGAGACCGGCAUGAACACACACCAGCUCCUUGACUUCUCUCACUCUGAACAGAAGUGAUAAAUCUUUAAGGCUCUGAAGCUAUAAAAUACUAUAGUAAAGUUAUUUUUGUAAGGUUGUAGCAUGGUGCACGUUCUGGAAGGAUGUGACAUGACAUUACAGUUGCCUUUAAGUUUUAAAUGUUGUGUUAAUGUGUGAAUAUGCUGAAGACAUUAGAUCAAGCGAGGUUGAACAGAUGUGAUGGAUUUUAUGUCUAAUAAAUAUACAACAACGACAA